Messenger RNA from Staurois parvus, 1621 nucleotides. The record is from the annotation of a GenBank genome assembly. NCBI's taxonomy places the organism in Eukaryota, Metazoa, Chordata, Amphibia, Anura, Ranidae.
UCACUUAGUCAAGGGAGCACCAAUGCUGCUGUCCUGGAUGUGGCACAAACAGGUGGUCACAAAAAACGAGUACGUCGAAGCUCCUUUCUGAAUGCCAAGAAACUGUAUGAAGAUGCACAGAUGGCUCGCAAAGUGAAGCAAUACCUGUCCGACCUGGAUCUUGAAAUGGAUGAAGAAAAUCUUCAGACAUUAUCUCUCCAAUGUGAGCCUUCAACAAAUACAUUGCCAAAAACGCCUUGUGACAAGAGAUCAGGGAAACCAGACACAUCACCAGUAGCACCGAGAGCAGCAACUCAGCAGAAACAGCAACAGCCAAUAAAGGUGAACCAAGCAUUGCAGGUGCCAGCUGUGGCUCUCUAUCCUUCCAGAAAGAAGGUGCCAGUCAAGGAUCUUCCUCCUUUUGAAGAAGGAAGUUUGGAACGGCACAAGAAGACAGCAGAGGACACUAUAUCCAAUGCAUCGUCACAACUUUCAUCUCCUCCCACCUCCCCACAGAGCUCUCCAAGAAAAGGAUAUUCUAUGCCAGCAAGCGGCACUGUGGAUAAUUUCUCUGACUCUGGGCACAGUGAAAUCUCUUCUCGUUCAAGUAUAGUCAGUAAUUCUUCAUUUGAUGGCAUGCACCUCCAUGACGAUAGGCGGGCAGCGACAUUCAGUGAGCAUUGUGGAGACUAAUCUUGGUGUUGGGAGGACAGACAGAAGAACUGUAAUAGAAGCUGAACCUUGCUGCAUGGGGCACUAUGCACAUUUGGUGGAGAAUAGAGGCUUGUACGCGAGUGGAACGGUUUUGUCCUCUCCCAGCAUGGAGGAAUUGUCCCAGGAUCAGGGUGAUAGAGCUUCACUGGAUGCUGCAGACAGCGGACGAGGUAGCUGGACCUCUUGUUCAAGUGGCUCCCAUGACAACAUACAAACUAUACCACAUCAGAGGAGUUGGGAGACUCUGCCAUUUGGCCAUGUUCAUUUUGACAGCACAUCAGAUGGGGCAGGUUACUGGCCGCCGGGAAGUCAUAUAGACCAUUUAAUAUUUUCUGAUCAUAGCACAAAGCAUGGCAGACACAAUCAAGGAAGAGAAGCUUUAGAACAAGCACAGUCCAGAGCAAGCUGGGCAUCUUCCACUGGCUACUGGGGUGAGGACUCUGAGGGGGACACUGGCACCAUUAAGAGACGAGGGGGAAAAGACGUUGCUCUUGAAGCAGAAACAAGCAGCAUAUCCUCACAAACUGCAGAAGAGACAAGGCCUCUACCUGUGCCCACACACAUAGCUGUGACAACAGCUUCCUCAAAGGGUCUUAUUGCAAGGAAAGAAGGCCGAUAUCGAGAACCACCACCAACACCACCUGGAUAUGUAGGAAUUCCUAUAGCAGACUUUGCAGAAGGACACCCACAAUUAUCCAGAAAGCCACCAGAUUACAACGUAGCACUGCAGCGUUCCAGGAUGAUGGCCCGGAGGAGUGACAGUGAAGGAGCACCUGCAACAUCUCCACCAUCACACAGUCAGCCUUCUAACAAGACCGUUAACAAGCCACAGUGGCAUAAACCAAACGAGGCGGACCCACGACUAGCUAUAUAUCAGGCACAAGGGGUUACAAAAGAUGAUGAUGAUGAGCAAGUAUCUGCGGUGUGA